AUUGCUCCCCGCGCCGGGCUCUGUGUCGCCGCCGUCGCCUCGGCGGUUGGGGAUCCGUGGGGCGGCGCGGGCGGGGGGCGCUGCGCGGGCCGGCUCGCCGCUGUUUUGUUUCCUCUUCUCCCACUGGAGCGGCUCGGGCUGCCGGGGAGGCCCCGGCUCCCUCGGGACGCCCGGCCAGCGGCGGCGGCGGUGCUAGUCCUCGGCCCUGCCGGGAGGGAAAGCGACGCCGUGGUCUUCCCGGGCGACGCGGAGAGCAGUAGUUCCAAAGAACUGCUGGUUUGUAUUUUAGCUCUUGCCAAGUUGUGAAAAUAGUGAAGGAUGCUUAGACUACUUAACAUUCAAAUUGCUCUCUGGUUAAUCAUCUUUAGAAGACUGGAUUUCUGGAUAUCUACUUCACUCCAUGUUUAUUGACUUUUAAAACAUGAUAAUGCAAAUCUAUAACAUUGGCAAUCAUCCAUGAACCUUUACAUUAUAUUGGUUAAUAGCGUUUGAAGCUUCCUCAGGGAGUAAACAAUGACAUCAGCAGUGGUUGACAGUGGAGGUUCUGUUUUGGAGCUUUCCAGCAAUGGAGUAGAAAAUCAAGAGGAAAGUGAAAAGGUUUCUGAGUAUCCAGCAGUGAUUGUGGAGCCAGUCCCAAGUGCCAGAUUAGAGCAGGGCUAUGCAGCCCAGGUUCUGGUGUAUGAUGAUGAGACUUACAUGAUGCAUGAUGUGGCAGAGGAACAAGAAGUUGAGACCGAGAAUGUGGAAACAGAACUUAUUUUCCCCCCAGUGGAAGCAUCAGUUCAUAGCAGUAAUGCACACUGUACAGAUAAGACCAUUGAAGCUGCUGAAGCCCUGCUUCAUAUGGAAUCUCCUACCUGCUUAAGGGAUUCAAGAAGUCCUGUGGAAGUGUUUGUCCCUCCUUGUGUAUCAACUCCAGAAUUUAUCCAUGCUGCUAUGAGGCCAGAUGUCAUUACAGAAACUGUAGUGGAGGUGUCAACUGAAGAAUCCGAACCAAUGGAUACCUCUCCUAUUCCCACAUCACCAGACAGCCAUGAACCAAUGAAAAAGAAAAAAGCUGAAAGGGCUUCGCAGAUUACCACAUCCUCUGCAAUAGUUGGCCGUAAACCAAAGACCCAGCAAUCACCAAUUUCCAAUGGGUCUCCUGAGUUAGGUAUAAAGAAGAAACCCAGAGAAGGCAAAGGAAACACAACCUAUUUGUGGGAGUUUCUCUUAGAUCUACUUCAAGAUAAAAAUACUUGUCCUCGGUAUAUUAAGUGGACUCAGAGAGAAAAAGGCAUAUUCAAGCUUGUGGAUUCCAAGGCUGUCUCUAAGCUUUGGGGGAAGCAUAAGAAUAAGCCAGAUAUGAACUAUGAAACUAUGGGACGAGCUCUGAGAUAUUAUUACCAAAGGGGUAUUCUUGCAAAGGUUGAAGGACAGAGGCUUGUAUAUCAGUUCAAGGAUAUGCCCAAAAACAUAGUGGUCAUAGACGACGACAAAAGUGAAACUUGUAAUGAAGACUUAGCAGCAGCUACUGAUGAAAAAUCAUUAGAACGAGUGUCACUGUCUGCAGAAAGUCUCCUAAAAGCAGCAACCUCUGUUCGUGGUGGAAAAAACUCCUCUCUAAACUGCUCCAGAGCAGAGAAGGGUGUAGCUAGAGUUGUGAAUAUCACUUCCCCUGGUCACGAUGCUCCAUCCAGGUCCCCUACUACUACCACAUCUGUGUCAGCAACGGCAGCUCCAAGGACAGUUCGUGUCGCAAUGCAAGUACCUGUUGUAAUGACAUCGUUGGGUCAGAAAAUUUCAACUGUGGCAGUUCAGUCAGUUAAUGCAGGUGCACCGUUAAUAACCAGCACUAGUCCAACAACAGCAACCUCUCCAAAGGUAGUUAUUCAGACAAUCCCUACUGUGAUGCCAGCCUCUUCUGAAAAUGGAGACAAAAUCACCAUGCAGCCUGCCAAAAUUAUUACCAUCCCAGCUACACAACUUGCACAGUGUCAACUUCAGACAAAGUCAAAUCUGACUGGAUCGGGAAGCAUUAACAUUGUUGGAACCCCGCUGGCUGUGAGAGCACUUACUCCUGUUUCCAUAGCCCAUGGUACACCUGUAAUGAGACUAUCGGUGCCUACUCAGCAGGCAUCUGGCCAGACUCCUCCCCGAGUUAUCAGUGCGGUCAUAAAAGGGCCAGAGGUAAAAUCAGAAGCAGUGGCAAAAAAGCAGGAACAUGACGUGAAAACUUUGCAGCUGGUACAAGAAGAAAAACCAGCAGAUGGAAAUAAGACAGUGACCCACGUAGUGGUUGUCAGUGCACCUUCAGCUAUUGCCCUUCCUGUAACUAUGAAAACGGAAGGACUAGUGACGUGUGAGAAAUAAAAUAGCAGCCCUACCACGGACUUAAGACUGUUAGUGAUAGUACUAACAUAAAUACUUGCAAGGGAGGUCAUCAAGAAGAGUCAAAAGAAGACUUUAAAACAUUUUUAAUGCAUAUAAGAAAACAAUCAAACUUACUGGAAGUAAAUUACCUAUCCCAUGUUUCAGUGGGAAAUGAACUACAUACGGAGAUGCUGACAGAAAACUGCCUCUUACAGUAGGAAACAACUGAACCCAUCAAUAAGGAAAAGGAUUGAAAAGGGACCAAGCAACUCACUACAAUAUCAAGUUACACUAAGACUUGGAACACUAACAUUCUGUAAGAGGUUAUAUAGUUUUCAGUGGGGAGGGGUUGGGAUGGGUGAUCUCAUUGUUACAUACAGCAAUUUUUGAUGCAUUUUAUAUGCAUACCAGCAAUUAUUACUGUGUUCACACAGAACUCACUUAACUGGUGCUACGUGAAGACUGCUAAUAUAGGUAUUUUAGAAUGUGAAUUGAAAAUGGAUCCAAAAGCUUUUCAGAAAGAUAGCAAAAAAGAUCUAGUGCGAUUUUUUUUUUAUAUCAUAUAGCUUAAGCUGAUUUAAAACAAAGGCCUUAGACUAAUUUUCAGUUUUCUUUAUCGAAAUAAGCUAAUGGCUUGUUUGUGUAAAGCUUUUUUAUUAAAAGAAAAAUUUUAAAAAUCUUGUACCUAGCACAGUAUUGUUAUAGAAUUUACAUGUAACAUUUUAUAUGGUAGUUUAAGUCUGUCAGUUUCCUAAUUGUGGACAAAUUAACAGUUGCUCUGGCCUUUUGCUGUAACCUGCCUGUGUCACUCACUUAGCCCUGGCAUCUGUGCAGACAUAUCAGUUCCAGUUCUACUGUCACUUGGAAGUUCAGGCUCAGCAUGAAUUUUUGUCAGGUAGCUCUAAUACCUGGUGUUUUUGUUUUUUUCCUUCCUUUCUUUUCUUUCUUUCUUUUCUUUUUUUUUAGUUGAAGUUUAAGAGGGAAAGUACCAGUGUUCAGAUUUGAACUAUAAUAGUUUGUAUAUUCAACAUUUGAAGUAUAUUCUAUUUUGUUGUACUCUUGUUUCAAAGUGUAUUCAAGUAGGUUUUCUGAAAUAUAGAAAUGAAAUUUAUGUUGUGGUUUGGUGUCUGGUGAUAUUUAUAAUAUUCAAAAGCUAGUAUAGAGACACUGUUUUAGUUAAGUAGUAGAAGUCUUAUUUCUCCUUCCCAACUACCGUGUGAAGAAAUAUUCCUUCUGUUUUGUUUCAUUACAUUAAUAUUUGCAAGUAUCUGCAUGUUGCCACUUAAUUUCUAAUUACUGUCAUGAACUAUAAUGUUCCACUUACCGUGAUGAGUUUAUUAUUUUAAUGUUGGCCACACGUAAAGAAUUUCUAUUUCAAAUCAGACCAGUUAUUUCUCAAACAGACCUUUUGAGGGUUAGGAUGAACAAGUAAUACUCUUGCCCUUUUGCAAAUUAGGAAAUGGAGGUAGGUACCAGAGGGAUUACAGGAGUUUCCUAAUUUCACACCAAACUAGGUCCUAGGACUCCACAUCUUCAUGUUCUUUCUACUACAAAGAAAAGUUGUCUAUUUUUACAUCUUUUAGAAAUUUAAAUAAACUGAUACUUAAUA
Prionailurus viverrinus (fishing cat) is the source of this 3961-nucleotide messenger RNA. RefSeq names its product E74 like ETS transcription factor 2 (gene ELF2). Gene Ontology annotation, cellular component: nucleus. The transcript has 11 exons. Gene Ontology annotation, biological process: regulation of transcription by RNA polymerase II; cell differentiation. The coding region runs from base 514 to 2352 and encodes 612 amino acids. Gene Ontology annotation, molecular function: sequence-specific DNA binding; DNA-binding transcription factor activity, RNA polymerase II-specific. The record is from RefSeq and is a predicted model, not a curated record. Lineage: Eukaryota; Metazoa; Chordata; Mammalia; Carnivora; Felidae.